GCUAAAAAGAUUAACCAAGUUGAUGAAAAACGUAUGUUGGAUAAUAUAAUUAGUAUGGUGCUUUUGACAACGAGAAUUUUAUUUCAGGUAAAACCUGAGAUGCAACGCAGAUUUCACCAUCAAAAUACUGGAUCUACAGGUCAUGUACAAAUAUACAGAAGAUUUAGUAGUAAAGAUAAAUAUAUGCGAUUAG
Racocetra persica is the source of this 193-nucleotide messenger RNA. The record is from the annotation of a GenBank genome assembly. Lineage: Eukaryota; Fungi; Glomeromycota; Glomeromycetes; Diversisporales; Gigasporaceae.